AGAGAGGGGCUGAGAAACAAGACUGAAACUUUGCAAAGCGCAGAGCGCGAUACUUUGUCUACUCCCUCCUCUGUGCUUUCGGAUUAGCCGCCCCAGCCAGAGAGAUGUCGAAGCCGCCACCUAAACCAGUCAAGCCAGGGCAGGUCAAAGUCUUCAGAGCACUGUAUACAUUUGAACCCAGAACUCCUGAUGAAUUAUACUUUGAAGAAGGUGAUAUUAUCUACAUUUCUGACAUGAGUGAUACCAACUGGUGGAAAGGGACCUCAAAGGGCAGAACUGGACUAAUUCCGAGCAACUAUGUGGCUGAACAAGCAGAGUCCAUAGAUAAUCCACUUCAUGAAGCUGCCAAAAGAGGCAAUUUGAGCUGGUUGAGAGAAUGCUUGGAUAAUAGAGUUGGCGUUAAUGGCUUGGACAAAGCCGGAAGCACUGCUCUGUACUGGGCUUGUCAUGGCGGUCACAAAGAUGUAGUGGAAGUGCUAUUUACUCAACCAAAUAUUGAACUGAAUCAACAGAAUAAGUUGGGGGACACAGCUUUGCAUGCUGCCUCCUGGAAGGGUUAUGCUGACAUUGUAGAGAUGCUUCUGGCAAAAGGUGCUAGGACAGACUUGAGAAAUAAUGAGAAGAAGCUAGCCCUGGACAUGGCAACCAAUGCUGCCUGUGCUGCUCUGCUUAAGAAGAAACAAGGGACAGAUGUGGUUCGGACAUUAAGCAAUGCUGAGGACUAUCUCGAUGAUGAAGAUUCAGAUUAAUGCCUUCCCAGAGUGUUUGAGAUUGAAACCUCUGUUGUCUAUGCUAUUAAAAAUCUUAAACAAACAACCCUAUCAUUGCCAGAAGUGUUGAUAACUGUAAAAAAUACAUGAGAAAGGCAGUACUGCCUUCUGUUGGGGUAGAAUUUGUAAAUUACUUUAUCUUCACUUUAAAUUUGCCAAUAAGUGACUAGAUUACUUUGCUGUGUAAAGUGCAUUUAUGUUGACCAAAUUAGCACAAGAGAGAAUAAUUUCUAUUUAUCCUGCUUGAAGGAAUUAAUUUUUUUUGCUUAAUAAUGAAAACUCGGGGUGGAUAUAUAUAUAUAUAUAUUUUUAAGUUCAUAAUUUACCUCAGAGUUGAAGUAUUUUGAAUGAACUGUGGAGGGGGAAAUGCUUGUUAUAAACACAAACCAAAAGUAUCUCUUUAGAAAGCUGUCAGUUAUUCUGACAAAAAUAAAUAUUUUAUGACACUUUA
Molecule: messenger RNA, 1221 nt
Organism: Monodelphis domestica (gray short-tailed opossum)
Lineage: Eukaryota; Metazoa; Chordata; Mammalia; Didelphimorphia; Didelphidae
Gene: OSTF1
Product: osteoclast stimulating factor 1
Biological process (GO): signal transduction
Molecular function (GO): protein binding
Source: RefSeq, a predicted model, not a curated record